Papilio machaon (common yellow swallowtail) is the source of this 1878-nucleotide messenger RNA. RefSeq lists its product as uncharacterized. The coding region runs from base 131 to 1276 and encodes 381 amino acids. Lineage: Eukaryota; Metazoa; Arthropoda; Insecta; Lepidoptera; Papilionidae. The record is from RefSeq and is a predicted model, not a curated record. The transcript is spliced from 3 exons.
UAUGGAAGUGUCGAAUAUUUUGGACAUUACGAAAUGAAAAUAUUUUGGUGUCUAAGGACAAUAUUAUUUUGUUAAAUACACGAGAAAAAAUGAAUAAUCUGAAAAUACUUAUUUUUACAUACCCUUGAUUAUGUCGGCACGUAAUUUUUUGUCUGCUCGAGAGAAAAAUAUUGCCAAGUUUAUAGAUUGCUUACCAAAUAUAAGCCAUAAAAAGUGUGGAUAUCGUUCAGUGCAAGAGUUGCCCCCGCUCUCAGCGAAUUCGGGUGCCUUUGUUAAUAGAAACAUAGAUUUAUCAUUUAAAAUAAAGCCGUAUUCUGAUGAAAGUUUAGAUAGAGUUAGUACACCCUUUUCGGAUUUUUUAUCUGACAGUGAAACCGGUACUCCAGAUUUUAGAAGUGAAGAAAGCGACAGUAGUGCCGGUUCAGCUUUGAGAAGAAACACUGAAGUUGCAACAAAAACAUUGGAAGAAGAGUGGGAGAAGAUUGAGAGGACUUUGUACAAUGAAGAUGGAGAAAAAACUACAAGACCACACAUGCUGGAGGAGUGUAGACAAUGGAGACAGCUACAUCCACAACUCAGAGUCAUUGGUAAAGCUGUACCAUUGCCAAAGAAUAGGUUACAUUAUAGACAGAAUGAACAUGAUGAGGUGAUUGCCGUACAUUACAGUGACUAUGAGCAAUUUAGCGAAAGUGAGGAGCGUCUGUCACAGAGUAGCACUGACGUCACACCGCAGAACUCCCCCCGGGUUUCUGCAGUAGACUAUGAACCGAGAAUAACACGAGAGAAAAUAUCCUAUUACCCGAAACCAGGUGAAGAGUCAGACUUUGAAGACACAUUUUCAUCUCUAUUACAAAUUACACCUAUUCAAAUACGAAGUCCGUAUAAAAAGAGGCAGACACAUUCAAUUUUAAGAUCGGAAGUUGCCUCUUCACGUUGGAUGAGAGGAAACCGACCUGAUUCUUCGGUGAAUGGUGGAAGGGGUAGUGCAAAAUCUUUUGUUUCAUUAGACACUGGGAAAUACAGCAUUGAUGGGAAAUCCAACAAUGGUAGGGUUGUCACAGCAAGACACAGGGAGGUAGCAAGAUUAGAACCGAUUUACACACCUGAACCACCUAUUGAUGUGAUGAGAAAUAAUCCACAUGCAUAUGGCAAUAGGAAAGUGUCACUUCCCCCAUUGUCUAUGGAAGAGGAAAAACGUAAAAUUGCCAGCGUAGGGUCAGAAAAACGUAUUGGCAAAUAUAAGAAGACUCAAACUAAAUUUAAUAGACCAUGUUAAAAAUAAAGUGCUUUUUUCUAGUCAUUGGGUGUUAACACUACAGUGUGUGUCGAUUGAAUAAAUAAUUUAUUUUGACAUUUGCAAAAAAUAACCAGAAUAAUUAUUUUGGUAUAUAUUUUACGUAAUUUAUCAACACUUCUUUUUAUAGACUUUAAAAUUAGAUGUUAUAUUUUGCUAGCGGCACUCAUUUUUUCUCAAAAUAUCUGUACUGUUAUAAUUUAUUUUGGAUUUUAUGUUGUAUUGCAUUGCUGGUAUAUGUAUCAUACACAUGUUCCAGCAAUGCAAGCUCACAUGUAUAGUCGAACCUGUAAAAGCGAGAGUCUAAGGGACCACGAUGUUUGUCUCGCUUGUCUGAUAAGCGAGAAACCUCUACAAACGAGAGUCAUUAUCCAGUCCCGACGGACGACCUCCAUAAGCGAGAUGCUUGGGAUAGAAACCAUUAUGAGCGAGAAAAAUGUCGCGGUCCGUUGGAAUGAUGCUUAUCCAGGUUCUACUGUAUGUACUCCGUAAAAUAUUGUAACUUUUUUCUUGAAAACAUAUCUUCUUAAUAUGUCUUAUAUUUAGUAUCAUUAUAUUCAAUUGUAUCGUAUCACAAUAUCUGU